AUGUCUCCCUUCUUGGACAGCAUCUCCACCAUCAUCAGCGUCUUCCACAAGCAGGUGAAAGAAGAUGGAGACUGCUCCAGCCUCACUCGAAGGAAGAUGAAGGAGUUCAUCGAGAGGGAGUUUGCAGAUGCCAUAGCUAAGCCACACGACCCUCAGACGAUUGACAAGAUUCUGCACUUUCUGGAGUGGGAUGGUGAUGGAGAAAUAGAUUUCAAUGAGUUCCUGCUUCUGGCCUUCAGAGUGGCCAAGGCCUGCUACUGGUAUCUGCCGAAGGAACCGUACCUUCUGCAAAGAACAAAGCUGACAACCAGCAGCAAGUCACUCCGAGAGCCUGAAGUUAAGACCAGAGGAAGCCGUCAGCAACUCCAGGAGGAGGAACAACAAACCUGUGAGAGGAACCAUCAUCCCCAGUGUGAACCCGACCUGCAACGAGACGCCAGGGUCCGAGAGCUUGAACGUCUCGAGGGAACGAGGAACCAGCAACGUCACACGCAGAGCAGAAAGGACGCCACCCGAAGCAGCGAGCCGGGGGAACCCAUCCCUCAGGAAUACGGAGAACGAAGCCAAGAGCUGGGCGACCAACGGGCCAGCCAGAGAAGACGUCAACCACCGGAGCCAGGCAGAAGAGAUGGACAAGGCCAGGAGCCCAGGCUGCGGGAAGAGCAGAGGCAACAUCAAGAACAACUGGCAGACGUGAGGAGUCGCAGCCAGACCUGUGAAGCUCAACCACUGCCAAACCGGUGGAGUGGCCGUCGACCACGUGAACCAGCCCAUGAUCAAAGAACCCAGCAACCACAAGAAGCAGAUAGAGGAAGUUACGAUCAGCCACGCAGACCUGAACUACUCAGAGAAGAGAGAAGCCGCCGCCACCGACAUGAGUUGGAACAAAAAGCACUUGAAGAGAGCAGCCACCAGCCACGAGAACCUGAAUGCCUGGAUGCCAGACGCCCACAUCAGUCACACCUCCAGGAACCGCUAGAAAUUGACCUCAGGUACGAUGAGACCUGGGAGCUAGAGACAGAGAUUGGUGAAGAAGGGAAGAGCAGGAAACGUGACAUUGAAAACCUAGAGAGAGAAAUAGAUGAGGAUCAGCAGUGGGAUGAAACAGAUGAUGUGAGAAGGAGAGAGCCCAUGCAGGAGAGGAGGAUCAAUCGCCAGCGUGAGCUGGACCUGCAGGUCUCUGAGCGACGCAGCCGCCAGACACGAGAGAGAGAAGAGAGAGGGGCCACCACUGACCACAGAGAGACACGUGACACUGAAGUUGACAGAAGGAGACAACGGGAGUCA
Messenger RNA from Merops nubicus (carmine bee-eater), 1287 nucleotides. RefSeq names its product trichohyalin-like. Gene Ontology annotation, biological process: regulation of phosphatidylinositol 3-kinase/protein kinase B signal transduction; cellular response to cytokine stimulus; positive regulation of cell cycle G1/S phase transition. The annotation marks the transcript as partial. Gene Ontology annotation, cellular component: cytoplasm. Gene Ontology annotation, molecular function: calcium ion binding; transition metal ion binding. The record is from RefSeq and is a predicted model, not a curated record. The transcript is spliced from 2 exons. Lineage: Eukaryota; Metazoa; Chordata; Aves; Coraciiformes; Meropidae.